AUGAAUCUUGAUAAUCUUGGUAAUAUGAAAUUUGAGGGUUAGUAAGAGUUUAUUAGUAAAAGAAGAUGGGAAUAGAUUCUGAAUGUGGUAAAGUUAUUUUGAUUAAUUAGAGAAUAUCAGUAGAAGAGUGA
Messenger RNA from Paramecium sonneborni, 131 nucleotides. The record is from the annotation of a GenBank genome assembly. Lineage: Eukaryota; Ciliophora; Oligohymenophorea; Peniculida; Parameciidae.